AUGAAGUCUCACGUAACUAAGGGCAUUAGGGAUUCUAUCCCUGAAUGCAAAAAGGCAACAGAGUUCAUGCGGGCUGUUGAGGAACAAUUUGUAAGUUCCGAUAAGGCAUUAUCAAGCACCCUAAUGAAGAAACUCUCAAGCAAAACCUUUGACAGAUCCAGAAGUGUGCGAGAGCACAUUAUGGAAAUGAGGGACAUGGCAGCUCAAUUGAAGUCCCUAGAGAUUGAUAUUUCUGAUUCCUUCUUAGUUCAUUUCAUCUUGAACUCACUCCCGACUGAGUACUCUCCUUUUAAGAUGUCCUAUAACACAUAUAAGGAUAAAUGGUCAGUAAAUGAACUUCUGACUAUGUGUGUUCAGGAGGAGGAAAGGCUAAAGCAGGAGAAACCACAGAGUGUUCACUUUGUGGCUACUCAUGAUAAGGGAAAGAGUAAAAGAGGGUUUUCUCAACACAAGGAAACCGGCAAGCAAUGA
This is a messenger RNA of Alnus glutinosa, 471 nucleotides long. RefSeq lists its product as uncharacterized. Bases 1 to 471 code for a protein of 156 amino acids. NCBI's taxonomy places the organism in Eukaryota, Viridiplantae, Streptophyta, Magnoliopsida, Fagales, Betulaceae. The record is from RefSeq and is a predicted model, not a curated record. The transcript has 2 exons.